This is a messenger RNA of Coccinella septempunctata (seven-spotted ladybird), 1701 nucleotides long. RefSeq lists its product as uncharacterized. The record is from RefSeq and is a predicted model, not a curated record. Bases 132 to 1637 code for a protein of 501 amino acids. NCBI's taxonomy places the organism in Eukaryota, Metazoa, Arthropoda, Insecta, Coleoptera, Coccinellidae. The transcript is spliced from 8 exons.
UUUCCAAAUUUUUUUUCAGUAGGCUUAUUCAUAGAGUGACAGACAAACAUUAAUAAAAUUAUGUCUAUGACAUUUUUCAUUAAUGCUAGUUUUCAAAUCACGAAUUUAGAAAUUGUCCCACCUCAGAGAAAAUGCUGGGUUUUGAGAUUUAUGAGCUAGAUGAAGCACUUAGUGCCCUCAGAUUUCAUCCUGCAGAUAGCACGAUGUCUUUGAAAAAUAAAGACCAUGAAAAGCAAAUGCAAGAUAACAUGCGAGGAAGGACGCUUCUUUUGGUUUUUUUACGUAUGAGUAGUAAAAGAAAAAUGGAUUUGUUGACAAAGUUUUUUCAACUGAUUCGUAAUCUUCAAACACUCGCCGAUAUAUUGAACAUCUUUUUCUCUGUGAAUACUAAGCUGAUAUCUUAUUCGAAAAUUGCAACCGAUUCGAAUGCAUUAUAUGAACAAUUCAUCAAAGAUGACGAUCGUAUGUUGGAUCAUGAUGCCCUAGAAGAAAGUCUACUAGAUAACACAGAAUGGUUCACCAAUUUAGAGGAUGCCAGUCAGAUGAAUAUCAUUACAAGUUUGAUGCGCCUAUCUGGAGGAAGCAUAAUAAAAAAAAUGUACACCCGCUUGAUAAAAAUAUUCAACAGAAGAAAUGCAGAAAGAAACCAGGAAUUCAGAGAAUAUAAAUCAAGUAGCAGCUUGAUCUUCUCCGAUACUUGCGAAGAACUGAUUUACGUUCCCGACAUCCAACCGCGUUACGUUCAUCAGGAUGAAGAGAGCGAUUAUAAUCAAGAUUGCCCAACGAAUAAAAAAGUAGUCGAGGCGAGAAAACAGUGGCAAGCCAGUAUGGCAAAAUUAAGAAAGGAAAUUGAAAUAGAAGUUCAAAGACUGAACGAGCCAAUUUUACAAAAAAUUAAAGAAAAAGAAGCUUUCAAACAGUUGAAUAUUACGAAAUUGAAAGAUUCGAGUAACCCUAAAGAUAACGACAGAGUCAAAAAAACAAGUAAAAUACAAGAAACAGAUAUAGAUUGGGUUCAAUUUUUGCCAGUUUGGAACGUGAAAAAGAUAUUCUCUUACCUCGACGAGAAAACACUACAGAACUUGAAGAAUGUCAAUAACUAUUGGGCAACAAUUUCAAAAGAAGUAUUGGCUGAAAUCAAAGCAAGGGAGAAUUUGGAUGCUACCAUAAAAAAGACAGAGGAAUUCUUGGACAAUCUACUCGACAAUCCACAGACAGGAUCCGAAUUAGUAAUCCGAAAAACAGAUCUGGUAACCGAACCUUCUGGAUAUAGGAAAAGAAUAGAAAAACAGAGACGAACAGGCACUUCCAUUAGAAGAAAGCAAAUUGACUUUGGAAAUUUACAGAAUAAAUCUGCAUUGUGUGAAUGUUUCAAAGAGUUUGACACACAAAACGUCACGUUCUUGACCAAACUAAAAUCGUUCCCAACCGGUAUCAUAACCAAACUGCUGGAAUACGACGGAGAAAAAUCCAUGAACGUGAGUGAAGUAGCCAGUGUGCAUGUCAUCAAACCCAAACCAACAACUGAAACCAAGGUGCCCAGUGAGUCCGAGAUGGAUCAAGUAUCUUCAGCGUCAAGUGUCAUGAGUCUGGUGCCCUCCAUUGUUGUAUCUACGGAGAACAUGGAGACCUGGUGAAACAAAUUUUAUAUCAAUUCUUUUGUAAUUUUAUUCAAAAUUCACGAUUAAAUAUGUGCAGUUA